Messenger RNA from Pseudophryne corroboree (corroboree frog), 1524 nucleotides. Its product is annotated as E3 ubiquitin-protein ligase RNF182-like. The transcript is spliced from 3 exons. Lineage: Eukaryota; Metazoa; Chordata; Amphibia; Anura; Myobatrachidae. Bases 367 to 1164 code for a protein of 265 amino acids. The record is from RefSeq and is a predicted model, not a curated record.
UACACCUGUAAGCAGUGAAGAGUGACAUGCAUAUAAUACAGCUGCAGGCAGUUCCAAGGAUGAUUGCAGCAGCCCAGCACAGUCCGUUUCCAUCCCAGGGGGCAGCUCCCGAUCACUGAUGUUCUGCUAACACCCUGAGACAGGGCUCUGCGAUAAAUGUACCAGACUGCCCUGAGCAGAGCUGUCUCUGUGUUUGGUAAGUGCAGCUAAUAUGGCCCACGAGCGCGCACGGAAAUGUAUAACUGCAAUCUGAUCCGGGCUGGAGGCUGUGUGAUUCCAACAUAAUUGCAUCCUCUGGCUUGUUGCAGGAGAUCACAGGUAAUGGAGCCGUAAUGAACGCUUUGUCACUUAACCCUUUCAUGGGAAAUGCGCUUUAUUUUGAGUGGAUUUCAUUAUGAUAUGGAGAAGCUGAGCAGGAAAUGGCACCCUGUAUAUAAGGCUGCCCCCCCCAGUCAUAACAUGAGCGCAGAGGAAACGCCGACGUCGGACGAGUUGGAGUGUAAGAUAUGUUACCAGAAAUACAACAACCACAGCCGUAAGCCUAAGAUCCUCGACUGCCUUCACCGCGUCUGUGCAAGAUGUCUAUCCAAGAUCCUCACUUUAGCAGGUGGUUCUCUCUGCAUCAGCUGCCCCUUCUGUCGCAACGAGACCGAACUACAGGAAGACGAGGUUGCGGGGCUCCCGGAUGACACCAACAUUUUGUCAAAGCUGGCGGAGAGAGCACUUUGCAAUUCGGACAGCAACGAAGUGGUCUUAACACCCAAAACUCUGUCUUCUUCUAGCCCAUCUCAUGGAUCUUCCAACUGCUUAGUGAUCACGAUAAUGGAAGUACAACGGGAUUCCACUAGGACUACAAGUCAGAAUACCAUCUCUGACUACUACACGGAGCACAGCAUGGACUCAGCUUCCAUAAGCUCACAUGGCCAAACGGACUAUGACCUUUUCUCUAAACUGUGCAACCACGUUCCGCGGAUACUAGUGUGGCUCCUUGGCUUUUUUUACUUCGGAUCUCUGCCCCUAGGGAUUUAUCUCCUUGUGAUUCAGAAGGUGACGCUUGGGAUCGUGUGCGUCAGCCUGGUUCCCUCCAGCCUGACGGUCUGUCUGGUCUACGGUUUCUGCCAGUGCCUGUGCCAAGGAAUGUGCGACUGCUCCUCCAGGAGUUAACAAAGGUUGCAAGAGACUAAUUUCGAGAUGUCCCUAAUGUACCUACAAACCAAUUCACUGGGGAAAGGUAGCCCGCCAGGCUAUUAAUGGGUUUUGUUACUCACCAACUUAUUAUAUGUAUAUUUAAUGUAGAAUGAAGUCUACUGGCACUUGGAGAUAAAUCAAGUUACAACACAGUAAAAGUUUGUCCUCUUGUCAUGUGGAUAUUGUUUGUUUCCAGAUAGUCGAGAGUUUCUAAGUGGUUCAGCGGGAGGUAAAGUACCUUUUUAUUUCAGAGCUACUUGAGAAGCUCUUGUGUCAGCCUUUCACAAUAACCUGAUUUUAACUUCAACAUCUUAUUAAAUUUUUUUAAAAAGGCAA